This is a messenger RNA of Pygocentrus nattereri (red-bellied piranha), 4813 nucleotides long. It is a transcript of the gene sema4f, whose product is annotated as sema domain, immunoglobulin domain (Ig), transmembrane domain (TM) and short cytoplasmic domain, (semaphorin) 4F. The transcript has 14 exons. Gene Ontology annotation, molecular function: semaphorin receptor binding; chemorepellent activity. The coding region runs from base 495 to 2969 and encodes 824 amino acids. The record is from RefSeq and is a predicted model, not a curated record. NCBI's taxonomy places the organism in Eukaryota, Metazoa, Chordata, Actinopteri, Characiformes, Serrasalmidae. Gene Ontology annotation, biological process: negative chemotaxis; negative regulation of axon extension involved in axon guidance; axon guidance.
CUACUGUUGAGCUGUUGACGAUUCUGAGCGCUGAGCCGCUGUAGAAGCGCUGAGGAACAUACUGUGGGCUUUCUGCCGGACCUGAUAGAGGACCAUAAGCGCUUGUGCGGCGACUGGACCGGAGGAUCUGCGCUCAAACGGGGAUCAACUCCGGACAAGUUGGACUUUUUAAAACAGAGGACGUUACACGGUUUUAUCCGCUUCUGAGCUCGUUUACUUUCGCACCUUGUUCGGCAGGAAAUCAGCGGCGAAUCCAAACCCAGCAGCUCUGUGUGCAUCAGCCCGGUGUGUUUACCUUCCAAAGUAGACGGAGGGAGAAAGAGGACAAUAGCCUUUCACUCAUCAGCUCUAUUGCUGCUUUUUUCUUUCUGGAAAACGCUUCUUCUCUAUAUUUCCCUGAAGCCGUGUUGGUGCGGUGGCUCUGAGCUGCAGGUAAACGCGGACUGACCACGAUGAGCUGCAGCUGAAACUGGACGCUUCUCCACUUUUCUGUAAUGUGGCUGAGCUGCUCGGGUCGGAGCGGUAUGAGGCCGCUCACAGAGCUGCUGCUGCUGGCGGGACUCCUGCUGUUCUCCUCGGCCCUCUGCGCGCGGGCAGCGGCCAUCAACCACGGAGCAGUCAGCUCUAUGGUGAGUGGGAGAGACUUUGGGGGCGUGGCUAACUUCAGCACUUUCUUGAUGGACCAGUCGUCUGGGAUGCUCUACCUGGGGGCGAGAGAUGCAAUUGUUGCUGUGGAUACUGCCAACCUAUCAAAGAGACGCAAGAUUGAAUGGAGUGUUCCAGAGGAUAAGAGGACGGCUUGUGUGGGUAAAGGAAAGACAGUGGCCGACUGCAAUAAUUACAUUCGUCUGCUGGAGUUUCUGGGAGAUGGACGCAUCUAUGCCUGCGGGACGUAUGCCUUCGAACCCCAAUGUGCCUUUGUGAACAUCUCCACGUUCUCUCUGGAAACAUUAGAGGAUGGCAGUGUGAGGAUGGAGACUGGGAAGGGGAAAUGCCCUUUCGAGCCCAGUCAACACUAUGCUGCAGUCAUGGCAGGGGGCAUCCUGUACACUGCUGCCACCAGUAACUUCCUGGGCACGCAGUUUGACAUCUCCAGGGCAACAGGCCCUGAGCAGGAGCGCAUCCGGACGGAGCAAUCGAUUACCUGGCUCAGUGAUCCAGAGUUUGUCAGCUCUGCCUUCAUCCAAGAGGAUGCAAAGAACAACCCAACAGGAGAGGAUGAUAAGAUCUACUUCUUCUUUACAGAAGUGGCCAAAGAAUAUGACCUCUACACCAAGGUCAAAGUGCCCAGGGUGGCUCGAGUGUGUAAGUCUGAUAUUGGGGGCAUGAAGACCUUACAGAGGCGCUGGACAACAUUUCUCAAGGCCCAGCUAGUGUGUGAGGACCGAGCGAGUGGUCAGCGCUUUAAUGUUCUUAAUGAUGUCUUCACCAAACAGCACCAUCCAGGAGACCCCAGUAGCACCCACUUCUAUGGCAUUUUCACGUCACAGUGGGAGAGGGAGGAGAUAUCUGCAGUGUGUGUGUACAGUCUGAAGGAGAUCUCUAAGGUGAUGGAUGGUCCCUUUAAAGACCUGAAGAAGAGCUGUGAGACCUGGAUGAAUCCAGACCCAGUGCCCUUGCCCAGACCAGGCCAGUGUUUGAAUAAUGCUCUAAAAGCAGAGGGGUUUGAGUCAUCACUGAAGCUGCCUGAUAAAGUGCUGACGUUCAUGCGAGACCACCCUCUAAUGGAGGACAGCGUAGUAUCGGUGCCCCUGCUGAUCAGGAGUGGAGUUACGUACACCAAACUUGGUGUCACCCUGACAACUGUCUCCAAUGGCAACAUCAGGCAAAAUGCUACUGUACUGCAUCUGGGAACAGAUCGUGGUGAGCUUCACAGAGUUGCAGUAAUGGGUCAGAAUGCAACUCUUCUGCAAGAACUCCCUCUCUUUCAUGCCACAGAACCCAUCAACAACAUCCUGCUCCACAAAGAUGAGGCUCUGGUGGGUUCUCCUCUCUCUCUGGCAAAGUUACCUGCAGAAGGCUGUUCUCUAUACACUACCUGUGAAGUUUGUGCGCAAGCACGUAUGCUCGGCUGUGUGUGGAAACAAAAAGAGGGUGCCUGCGACCUAGCUGUCUCAGAACCUGAUGAGGGGUUGAAGCCUGAAGACUUGGACAGCCAGUGUGGAAGUGGUGAGGAUCGCUGCUCUCCUGCAACAACUGAGCUGCCUGUGGUAGAAGGGCUGCGUGUGCUGUUGUCCUGCGUGCAAGUGUCUCCUCGACCCUGCCACUGGCAACACCCCCCCCAUAGACACACUCGCCGCCACCACUCUGACCUGGAGGUGCGGGUCACUCAAGAGAGCCUGGGCACCUAUGUGUGUCUGUGUGAGGAAGCUGGUCGGGAUCAGCCCCCUUGCCGCAGGGCUGCGUACCACCUGACCCUUGGAGAGCCUAGCACUAGUAGCAGCGCUGCCCGAAUGGGAAACCGUCAGUUUGUGGUUGGAUAUCUGGUGUUCUUCUUUCUGGGCCUCGCCCUGCCCUGUUCUGUGUUCUAUAUAACUCGCUGGAGACGUGGCAAACGAGGGGGAGGUGGUCAUUCUUCUUCUACCUCGGAAAAGGGGCGAGACCUGUUGCCCUCCUCAGACACACCCCAGUCCCCCAGCAGCGCCAGUCUGCUCUCAGAAUCAGUGACAUUUACGGAGAAAAGAAACGGGACGUUGAAUGGACAUGGAGGCCAUGGCGGGCAUAUAGUCGGGCACAACUGCACUCACAUCUAUUCUAAUUCCAAUGGACUCAAGCUACAGGAGUCAGCGGUCAACCUGGCAGAAGAGCUGGAUGGCCAAGAGAGGGCGGGGCUGGAGGAAGAGGAGGAAGGACUGGGGGAAGGGCUUAACGAGAUGGGAGAUGGACUUGUAGGUUUGGAGGAAGAACUGGCUAAGCUGCACAUGCUAAGAGGUGCGCCAUUGGCACAGUGUGAAGAGAGCUCAAUCUGAGGACACAUUAUGGAAAUAUUAUUGCCACUGCACAAAUGCACCUACAUCACUUCCUAUAUGUUUGUGUACUAGUGUGUAGAAAGGCUGGAAGAGCAAGCAUUUCUAAUGAUCAGAUACUGUACAUACAUUACAGAUAGAAAUGCUUGGAGCCUGUGCAGACAAAUACACAAAUACUCAUCUUGUGUAUCUGGUUGUUUCUGGAAGCUCUUUUCUAUCUUUUAAGCUUGUGAACUGGUCUGUGUUCAUAUGUAUGUAGCGCUGUGUGUUUAUGAGUUUGAUAUUUCAUGGUGUGUGCAAGCUUAUGAUCAUUCCCAGCUCUCACUACCAUCUCCAAAACAUACAAACAAUCAUACAUAUGAAUAUCAUGUACUUGCUGUGUGCAUGUUCUAAUCUUACCCCAGGCCUGAGUCAUUCAAAUCAUAGCAGAUCUGGAUGCUGGAAGCCUGAAAGUGGACCAAACCAUUUGACUACUGAACACCAAAAGAGCUGCCUAGGCUGACUCAAAUAUUGUUUAUCUAAAACAAAAAUUUACUGAUGGACAGUGAAAGUGUUCAGAUUGCAGUUCGGACAGAGAUGGCAUCCCACCGCAACCACAGAUGGCACAGGCUGGACUGUAGACGUCUUAUUCCAGUGACGUGAAGAAGGACUAUCAGAAGACUCUGCUGAAGGAAGUGCCUCUGCCUAAUUCACUCAUGAAAUAAAGUAAGAGGUGUUCUCUAUCGUUCUGUUGGCACCAUGUAGCAGUUCUGCUUUGGUUGUCCAUGAAGGCAGCACAGACCAUUGAAUGAAAGGUGAAAACUGAUUGUACAUUUACUGCUGCCAAGCAAUGAGUCUGUCAGCCUCCUACUGAAGAACAUAUUACAUGAAAUGGAGAUGCUAGUUAACCGACGGUGGCUAGUGCUGAAUCAAUGAAGUUUUUUUUUAAAUGUCUUAAUUUAAUAUAACUUAAAUUAAAGGAAGGGGGUGUGGAAUGUUUUUGUAAACUCAAAUCAGAAGCGUUAACUUCUGCUUGUUUUGGUCGUCUACUAACUGACAGUUUCCACAUUAUUUAAAUGUGUAGACUGAAUGACUCAACAUGGACCACAGCAUGCUGGUUGCAACAGCACAACUCUCAGCAAGGACUCUGUCAAAAACAAUUAGUAAAGUUCAGAGCAAAAAAGGACUAUAGCAUAUGUUUCUUUUGGGAUUUUCUUUGGAAAGAGAAUGUCUUUGUCUAAGCUGCACCUGUAACCACCAAAGUAAUUGGAGGAGGAUUUUCAGAAGAGAAGUGCUUAUGUCCAAAAACAGUGAUGCGGAAGGAUAUGAUUCUAAGUGGUUAAGGCUACGUUCUUAGUGAGCGUGGUAUGUUCAGUAGCCAUAAUGAUAUCUGUUUCAAAAGUCUGUAUAUGUAUAUUUUGUUUCUCAUUGCAGUGUCCUGUUUGUUGUUCUUUUUCCAGUCAAUCCAGAAGUAGUUGUCACUUUAACAAUCUAAAUAUUUGGCUGUUGUAAAUGCAUGUCACUGCCAUUUGUCUUUGGAAAGAUGUCUGUCAUUCUUCAGUUUGUGUUUUUGUUUUUAACAUGAGGGAAAGUAGCAGUCAGAGUGAUGUAUAUAGCCUAUUUGUCUUACAGAUAUAGUCUACUCUCAGCAUUUAGUAGCAUAAACACAGGUACAUAUUUAUCAUUAAAAUUCAACUGCAAAAUCUCACUGCCCUUUUGUUACAGAUAGGCCUGUUGCAUCUGAACUGCGUGUUACACUCCCUUCGUUGUUCACUUUCAAUAAAGAAAUAUAUUGUUAAUUGAUGUACAGAUGUUAUAUUCUAAGGUUUUAUUUUUAUAAUUUAUAUAAUAAAAAUAAUUGUACAUUU